AUGUCACUUUUUCAAACAAUCGAGACCCCUGCGCUGACAUAUGAGCAGCCGUUGGGACUAUUCAUCAAUAAUGAAUUUAUCAAGGGUGUGGAUGGGAAAACGUUUCAGACGAUCAAUCCCCACAACGAGAAGCCCAUUGUAGCCGUUCACGAAGGCACAGGAGAGGAUGUCGACAUUGCCGUGAAAGCUGCUCGCGCUGCACUGAACGGAGAGUGGAAAAAAAUCACGCCGUCCGAACGUGGUCGCCUCCUUACUCGUCUGGCAGACUUCCUAGAACGCGACAUUGAAACGUUGGCCGCUAUUGAAGCCCUUGACAAUGGCAAGGGAGUGACAAUGGCCAAAGGCGACGUUAAAGCCUCUGCCGGGUGCCUGCGCUACUAUGGUGGCUGGGCCGAUAAGAUUUAUGGUCAAACAAUUGACACUGAUACUAAAAGCUUGACCUAUACGCGCCACGAACCGGUGGGCGUCUGUGGCCAAAUUAUUCCAUGGAACUUCCCGCUUAUGAUGUUCGCUUGGAAGAUCGGCCCUGCUUUGGCCACCGGAAAUACAAUUGUGAUCAAAUCGGCCGAACAAACACCCCUUUCUGCGCUUUACAUGGCCAAGCUGAUCAAAGAAGCGGGAUUCCCCCCUGGAGUGGUCAAUGUUAUUUCAGGAUUUGGAAGAACCGCAGGCGCGGCGAUCGCCUCCCACAUGGAUAUUGACAAGGUCGCUUUCACUGGAUCGACUCUAGUUGGACGUCAGAUCAUGAAAGCAGCGGCCGAUAGCAACUUGAAGAAAGUGACCCUCGAACUGGGUGGCAAGUCGCCGAACAUCAUUCUCCCCGAUGCAAACCUAGAGGACGCAGUUGAAUGGGUGAAUCUGGGCAUUUUCUUCAAUCACGGACAGUGCUGCUGUGCAGGCUCUCGCGUUCUUGUUCACGAAGCUGUCUAUGAGAAAUUCCUAGAGCUUUUCAAGAAGCGAACCGAGCAAAACAAGGUCGGAGACCCAUUCUGUACCGAGACUUUCCAGGGACCACAAGUAUCACAGAUCCAAUAUGACCGGAUCAUGGGUUACAUUGAAGAAGGAAAGGAUGCCGGUGCUAGGGUCGUCACGGGUGGCGAUCGUCAUGGCAGCGAAGGAUACUACAUUCAACCCACCGUUUUUGCUGAUGUCACUGAGCAUAUGACGAUUGUGAAAGAAGAGAUCUUCGGACCCGUAUGCACGGUGCAGAAGGUCCACAGUGAGGAGGAGGCUAUUAGAGUGGCUAAUGACUCCAACUAUGGGUUGGCCGCGGCUGUCCAUACCACGAACAUCAACGCUGCCAUUCGAGUGUCUAACGCCGUCAAAGCUGGAACCGUAUGGGUUAACAACUACAACACCCUUCACUACCAGAUGCCCUUUGGUGGUUUCAAGGAAUCCGGAAUAGGCCGAGAACUUGGAUCAUACGCCCUCGAGAACUACACUGAGGUGAAGACAGUUCGCGUGCACCUUCAGUCGUAA
Penicillium digitatum Pd1 is the source of this 1479-nucleotide messenger RNA. RefSeq names its product aldehyde dehydrogenase family protein. Gene Ontology annotation, molecular function: aldehyde dehydrogenase (NAD+) activity. Lineage: Eukaryota; Fungi; Ascomycota; Eurotiomycetes; Eurotiales; Aspergillaceae. The record is from RefSeq and is a predicted model, not a curated record.